UAUAUUUUGGUGAAGCACACCGGGUUCCGUGGCGUCACGUUUUCCCACCGAGUUUGAACAGCAAAUAUCAACUGUUAAAUAUUUGUCUUAUUACAGCGACCGCGCUGUAUAUUUCAUUUAUUAUCUUAUAUCUUAUUUGUAUUUUUUCCUGUUACAUUUUAGCAACAGUGGAUUUAUCCGGCUAACAGACUCAGCGUGGCUGUGUUUUCAGACUUUAGCAUACAUACUCGAGUCUUUUCAUUUCCUUAUUGACAAUGGGCCAAAUAUUGUGAUGUUUAUUUACUUAUGUAAUAAUUUUGUGCGUGUUAUUUUUCUAAAAGUGACGGUAGCUGUUGUUUAUCUUUUCUAAUACCAUGGAGCAAGGCUCGAUGAAUGCUGCUGUCCGACUCACAGUGACUCAGUGUUUCCGGACUCUCGCUUCCUCCGCGGACCAUAAAGACGUAGUCGCUGCUCUUCAGACCCUUAACUCACACUUGGAUGAUGCAUCGCAGAGUAACACCACAUCGGCUCAGCGGGAGGAGUUCAGGAGAGUCCACUACAGUCGAACCCUUCAGUUUCUGGUCAGCAACAUCCACUCAGACUGGCUGCACAGCCUCUCAGCCGCACACCGCAGAGACUUGUGGGACGACCUGUUCGUCAAAGGUCCUCCCGACCAGGCCCUAUUGGUGUUGAUGGAUGCAAUAACAGAGCUGAGAUCGUCCGCAGGUCUGGACCACCUGGUCAGCAUCACUGAAAGGUUCCUUCAGAGUCAUCGUCUAGCUGACCUGCUGUGGUCCUACUGCCUCCGAUCAGCUCCCUCAGACUCCCCCCAGCUCAGAGAGACUUUGCUAGGUCGUAUAAGCGCGCUGCCGGACAUCACAGCCAACAAGUUGCAUCCCAACAUUAGACCCCUUUUCCUUCCCCAGCAGUAUUACUCACUUCUAGCGACAGAGAUGCUGACAGCGCUGGAGAGAACCUGCCAGACUCUCAGAGGCGGAACGGACUGUUCUCUGAGUUUUCUGGCUCAAACACUUGGAAAAGUGUGCAUCCAGGGGCACAGUGGCCCAGUUCUGGCCGUGAUGGCUCCUCGGCUGUCUGUCUGCACCCGCUCAGACAUGGUGUGGCAGAGGGUUUGUUGGAAGCUGCUGGAGAACGUUCCUCAGCGCUGGAUGGAGGUCGUUCUCACCGGGCUGGUGCAGGCUGUUAGUGGACCGGACGCUUUGAGCCGAGUUAUUGGAAAUCUAGCUCUAACAAAUAAAACGGCUCAGUUUAUCUUGACUCAUAAACUUCUGUUACUACAAUAUAAAUAUGAGACUCAAGUCUUGAAAACGAUACUGGGUUACCUGGCUGCAGACAGAGAUCGACGGCCGCUUCUUAUUCAGGUUGUGCGGUCUGUGUCGCAGGCCUGGGCGAACCCCAGUGCAGUAAAACACACUCCUGUAGAGCAGCAGCUUUAUGUCAGCAAAGCCUUCCUGCUGAGUGUGAGUCUGCUGAAGGACUCUGACCUACAAGAGCUUCGCUCAGAUUUGUUGCAGUGCAUGCUGGGUGGAAUGCAGAGCCACCUGGACAGCAGUGUGGUACGCAUCAGAAACAUGGGCAUGGUGGUAGGGGAGUGUGUGAGCUCCCACGUGGAUAUCAACGGAACCAAACUCAAGUUUGAGUAUGAAAAGGACGAGGAAACUCGAGAGCUGCUGUCUCUCAUGACUGCGAACACGUGUGAUGAGCCUGAGCUUGUGAAGGGGGCCGACUCACCUGAUGACACAGGACAAACCUCAACAUCGGCUCAGGAAUCGGUGUCACAAAACAAAUCAGACAAAACUAAUCCAGGCUCAGAUCUGGACAGCGAUGAUGACCUCACGCCGUACGACAUGUCUGCCGAUCAGAAAAUGAGUCGGGCAUCUUCUCCUCGUUACCUGCGUGACUGUCUGGAAAACCUAAUAUCCUCCGAUGACGCAGAGCGCGUGGAGCUGAGUUUGAGAGUUGCUGAGAGUUUAGUCAGGAGGAACGUCUUUGCAGCCAAGGAGAUUAGUGUUCAGAUGACCAAAGUGCUUCUUCACAUGGAGGAUAAAUUCAACACCAGUGGCUUCCUGCGUCUCAGACAGGCAACCAUGGUGGCUCUCACCGUCACUGACUGCGUUCCUGUGACUCAGUAUCUGACGACAGAGUUUUACUCCUUGAACUACAGUCUCCGCCAGCGGCUGGACAUCUUGGAGGUUCUUGCUCUAGCAGCUCAGGAGCUCUAUACUCCAAUCACGGACGCAAAAUUAUUAACCCCUGGCGCUGCUGCCUGCACCGAGUUGACUCGGCACCCGAAAAAUGACCCGGUUCACUGGAGACAAGCUGUAGAAAAAAGGAUUCAAAGCAAAACAAAAUGCAUCUCCAAGGGAGCCUCACAGCCUGCAGUUAAACCUUGUCCAAACCGUUAUGCUCCUGUUGCUGGAUACUUCUUCUUCCCUCUGCUCAGGAAUUAUGACAAGCCAGAGGUGACAUUUGACUUGCUGGGCAGUGACCACCUGGUACUGGGCAGGUUGAUCCACACUCUGGGUCUCUUUAUGCAUCUGGCUGUCAAUGCACCGAUGGCUGCACAGAUGGGUUGUGCUUUGCUGGACUUUGUGUGGGCAGUUCGGUACCAUGCUGACCAGAUGGUGAGAAGAGGCGUCCUCUUUGCUGUCUGCUCCGUCUUUCUGAGCAUGCCCAGUCAAAACAUACUGCUGGACCUCAGCGACCAGCUGUUUGAGACCAGAACUUGGCUCGCAGAUGUGGCUGAAGGAGACCCUGAUGCAGACUGCAGGAGUUUAGCCAUGCAGAGUCUGGUGCUGCUGGAUAAGAGCCUGAAGAAGCAGCUGCAAGAUCAACAGGCACAGAGUCUGGAGUCAUGAUCACAACACAGAGCAAUUAGAAUUGUGUCUACAGAGACGAACACUGGUGACGAGAGAUGAGCUUCAUAGAGACUAGAUAACUAUUGAUGUUGAAAGUUCUGCCUGAAGUUUAUUUCCUGACGCAAAGGUCUGGUCUGCCAAAAAUGGAUGGUACUGGUUAUGUGCUGAAGGCUGUUCUUUGAGCUCAAAAUCUGCUACUGCAGGUGUUUCAGUAUUUUACACAUCCUGAAACAAUUAGCUCACCAGUGGGGACAAAGAUACGUUCAUGAGAACCUACAUAUUCACCACUUUGUACGUGUUAAGAAGUAUUUAGUUUGUUUAAAUCUUUGGAUUUUUGAGUGAAAAACCCACAUGGUGUCCCUUUUGCCCAGAAUUGUUUUAAGUAUUAAAAUUUUAAAUGACUUAAACAUA
Molecule: messenger RNA, 3269 nt
Organism: Nothobranchius furzeri (turquoise killifish)
Lineage: Eukaryota; Metazoa; Chordata; Actinopteri; Cyprinodontiformes; Nothobranchiidae
Gene: telo2
Product: TEL2, telomere maintenance 2, homolog (S. cerevisiae)
Biological process (GO): telomere maintenance via telomerase; protein stabilization
Cellular component (GO): cytosol
Molecular function (GO): telomeric repeat DNA binding; Hsp90 protein binding
Source: RefSeq, a predicted model, not a curated record